This is a messenger RNA of Pogoniulus pusillus (Red-fronted tinkerbird), 4654 nucleotides long. It is a transcript of the gene TMEM181, whose product is annotated as transmembrane protein 181. Bases 76 to 1635 code for a protein of 519 amino acids. The transcript has 17 exons. Lineage: Eukaryota; Metazoa; Chordata; Aves; Piciformes; Lybiidae. Gene Ontology annotation, molecular function: toxic substance binding. The record is from RefSeq and is a predicted model, not a curated record.
CGCGGCCGCGCAGCGCCAGGCGGGCUCUGGCGGGGGCCAUGGCGGAACGCGGGGCCUGAGGAGGCGCGGGGCGGCAUGGAGGCGGAUUUCGCUGCCUUCGGGAGUCCACUGUGCGGCGAGGUCAAGCGCUUCUGCAGGCGGCUUCAGGAGACCUACCGGGAGAUCAAGGAGGACCUGACGCCCUACAAGGAUGACCGCUACUACCGGCUGGCACCGAUGCGGUUAUAUACACUGUCCAAACGGCAUUUUGUCCUGGUCUUUGUAGUAUUCUUUGUUUGUUUUGGUCUGACAGUCUUCAUAGGAAUAGCAGGUCCUAAUGUAAUUGAAACUUCUGUAGCAAGAACUCACUCAAAUAACAGCCUAAAGCUGAAGCCAUUUAAUUUAAGUUCACCACCAUUGUCUACCUACAAUCAGCAGCUGUGGCUGACCUGCAUACUUGAAUUGAAGCAGGAUGAUGUUACAGUAUCCCUCAAAAAGAAUGUUACUAUGACAGUGAAAGUACUCGGGGUGGUGAAGGAUGGAAGCACACCCUAUGUCAAUAAUCAAGUUCACAACCGGACCAGGUUGCUUAGUUGUGCGCAGAAAUGCAGUGAAAUCAUUGUUGUUCACCUUGGCUACCUGAACUACACUCAGUACAAUGUAUUUGUUAGCUUUGAAGACCUAAAGUUAACUGAUGACAUCAAGAAUGUUACUUUCACAUGGAAGACCUACAAUCCAACUUUUUCACAAGUGGAAAUAUGGUUCCGCUUUGUCUUUGUAGUUCUUACUUUUAUGGUCACGUGUUUGUUUGCACAUUCCCUGCGGAAAUUCUCCAUGAGAGACUGGGGUAUUGAACAGAAAUGGAUGUCCAUCCUCCUUCCCCUGCUGCUACUUUACAAUGAUCCAUUUUUCCCCCUUUCUUUUCUGGUGAACAGCUGGUUCCCUGGAAUGCUGGAUGAUCUAUUCCAGUCACUAUUCCUGUGUGCACUGUUACUGUUCUGGCUUUGCGUCUACCAUGGGAUAAGAGUGCAGGGGGAAAGGAAGUGCUUGACCUUUUAUCUGCCCAAAUUCUUUAUCGUUGGACUGUUGUGGCUGGCCUCUGUUACAUUGGGAAUAUGGCAAACUGUUAAUGAAGUACAUGAUCCUACAUAUCAAUACAGGGUUGACACAGGUAAUUUCCAGGGAAUGAAAAUUUUCUUCCUUGUGGUGGCAACUACCUACAUUCUCUACCUUUUGUUCCUGAUAGUGAGGGCAUGCUCAGAACUUCGUAACAUGCCUUAUGUUGAUCUCAGGUUAAAAUUCUUAACUGCAUUAACCUUUGUAGUGCUUGUCAUUAGCAUUGUUAUACUCUACCUACGCUUUGGAGCACAAGUUCUACAGGACAACUUUGUUGCUGAGCUGUCGACUCAUUAUCAGAAUUCAGCAGAAUUCCUAUCAUUUUAUGGUUUAUUGAACUUUUAUCUCUACACGUUAGCCUUCGUGUACUCCCCCUCAAAGAAUGCACUAUAUGAAUCACAGUUGAAAGACAAUCCUGCUUUUUCUAUGCUGAAUGAUUCAGAUGAUGAUGUGAUUUAUGGGAGUGACUAUGAAGAAAUGCCACUUCAGAACGGCCAAGCUAUUAGAGCUAAGUAUAAAGAGGAAUCAGACAGCGACUGAUUUUGAUGCAGACAGACUUGCUCAGUUGGAAUUAAACCAAUUUUGAAGAUUUCCUGGAUGGACAACUUCCUUGGCUUCCUUACAGUGUGCUGUCAUCUGAACACCCAACUCCUAGGAAGGACAUCCUGCUUCUCUUUCUGUUUACAAAGUGAAAUCUGAAAUGCUUGAAACAGUUAUGGUGAAGACUUCAGAAAUGUACAUUUUUAUACAUCUUGUGAAAUACCUGAUAGCAGGAUGCUUGUGGACUAAAAUCUCUUAAGUUUGUUUCCAUCUAGAAGUGUCACUGAUUAUAUACCAAUUUUAGAAUUGGCAAGGAAUGAAGUGUGUUAAGUUUUGGGAUUUUUUUUCCCUUUAAUGCAAGAAAGCACAGCUUUCCAUUUUUCCUUUGAAGAAAUCAUACAGACUUCAGGCCAUUUUUUCAACUUAACUGCACCAAAGUCACCUCAGUGGUACAAAACUACUUGUAUAAUACAUGUUUAAUAACAUGCAUUACUGCCACAACAGAAGGGUUUGGGUUUGGUUUGUUUUAAACAGCCCUUUCAAAUGGAAAUAUUUAGGCAGCAACAAACCUCAGAAGGAAGCCAGCACUCUUUUUUUAAUAUGCUGGAGGAGAUUGUUACACUUACAGAGAACACAGUAGGAAAGUUUCUUGGAGCAUUGCUAUUUCAAAUUUCCAAUGAUUUGAUUUACAGAGGCUUUUUCCACAUCAGAAUUUAUCCUUAAGUUAUAUUAGCAGAUAGUUAAUUGACAUCCUAGGCACAAUCGUGGUUGCUCGUGUACUGAACAUGGGUGAGAGUUAGCUUUUGAGCGUGGUCUGUCCGUAGCUCAGCUUUUAUGCCACAGUUGUCAGCUGUACUGAUUCAAACUUUUGCUGGCACAUCUUUCAAUAGUCUGUAUUCCAGUCUGUGCUGGAGCAGAUUUUAUAUGGGAAUUAAGUAUUCCUAGUACAAUGCUGCUUUACUGAAAAGUUACUUUUUCUCCUACAUUAUUGUUCUGUUCUUUAUUUAAGUGGAUGCUGUUUGUUUCUAGUACUUUCAUUUUCAUGUACUUGACCUGUCUUAAAGUUCUGGAUUUUUUUCAUGGAUUUGUUAACUGUGAUUUAUUCUUAUAAAGUUUUUCUGGCCUGCUGCUCUAGAAGACUCUCAAAAGUCCAGAUAAUGUACUAGAAAAUGGUGUUGGCUCACACUAGAAAAUUGUGGUCAUCAUUGAGGCAGUUUAAGUAGAAGAGUGAAGUCCUACUAGACUUGCUGAAUCACAUUGGGGGAACAGAUUUAUUUGGCUUCGUUCUAGACUGUUCUCAUUGUGAUAACUUCUUGGCAGCAGCCAAAGAUCAUGAAGACUUUCCAAGAUAGCAGUUUGCUUAAAGAGGACCAAAGGAAAUGCUUUGUGUGCUGCAUCCUUCCUAUCAAGAUUAGUUCAGAUUAUGUUGGUGCUCUACUAAAGACAAGUGUGCUAAGAUGCUCUGUAAGAGAGAGAGAGAGAACACUUUCUAAAAUCAUGAAGACCUGUGACAUUUUUGUGAGCAUCUGAUACUUAAAACUUGUGGUACCAAGGAUCAUUUGUUUGUUAGAAGCCAAAGUAGUGCUGCUGGGGUGGAGGGAAAGAUUUUCCCCCUUUAAUUUAUUAAUGAAUUGCUGUCAGUUAGAAGAACAUAUCAGAAAAUACUAUUUUGAGUUAGUGUUUUCUUUUUUUUCUCCCAGUGAAGUGCAAUUAGCUGCACUUUCAGCACUUCCUAUUACACUUAGCAAGUUUGGAAGAUGACUUUUGUUAUGUUGAAAGGGGAGAGACCAUGUUCCUUUUUACUCUUUCCCAGAUGACUCCUGAGGUUUACAGCUGUUUGAAUUUGCAAAGUCAGACUUGGGAGCCACCUACAAAUUCCUUGCAUACUCCCAGUUCUUUUCACUUGCAUUGGAGUGAUAGCAGAUACAGGAACUCAAAAAUUGGUAUUAUAUGACCCUUAUAUAUUCAGAUCCCAUAAUGUUUAAUUCAGUUCUAAAUUGUGCUGAAGAGACAAGAGGUUUGAUUUGACCAAUGUGCAAAGUAUAUUGAUGGUUCUUAUCACAGUCUGAAAACGAUUCCUACAGGAAUAUUACAAUAUGGGUUGGAAGCUGCUUGAAAGUAGGUGACAUGAAUUCACCUCUGAGUACUGUAACCUAAGGGUGAAACAGAAGAUACCUGGACAAGAAACUGGCCUGCCCUUCCUUUCAUUACUGCUAAAGUAAUUAAGUAUCUCCAUCACUAGUGGAACUGUCUAAAAUGAGAAAAGUAUGCAAAAAGGCCUCAGAGCAUACAGCAUUCCUGCUCUAAAGAAAAUGCUAUCUAUAAAAUAACUGCAAGACUUCCAUGUACAGUGAUCAAGAGGAACUUUUAAGAAAUCAAUGCCUGAGCUUACACCAUUCAUGGCAACCAUUUUCUGUAGUAUCUGCUAUAAAAAUACAGUUGCUGUUUGAAGUGGUUGGAAAGAAGAGGAAGUAGAAGGCUUAACACUAAGGAGCAGCUAGUGCAACAGAGUCACGGCAUUAAUACUGAGGAAAAUGGGAGGAUGGUUCCAUCUAGGGAAGACUUUGAUCUGUUGUCUUUCUCUGAGCCAAAAGACAACUUUGUAUCUGUAGUCACCUAACUGUUCCCCCACUUCCUUUUGCUUAUACCAGUAAUAACCUUUGCAUUACUCUUAAGUGUUUUUUUUAGAAGUUUGUAAAUAUGUAAAAUGAAAAUAUGGAAGAAUUGUAUACCAAAAUGGUAUAAAGAUGUGUAAGAUAAAUGCUCUGUUUAAUAAGAAGCUGUAAUUAAUACUGCUUUGAGAAAGUGUGCAUGAGGACGUGUGUUAAAUAUUCUGUGUAUCUAGUAAUUGUGUUAAUGACAGCCAAUUAUCCAUUUAUGUUGGAAAACUUCAUGCUAAUAUGCAAUAUGAAGGAAAAAGUAGUAUUUUACUUCAAGCAAAAGUUGGGUAUUGAGCUUCUUAAGAAUUCAUUUGCAUAAUCGUUAUUAAAUAUGUUCAUAAUAAAGUUUUUUAUCUUUA